Molecule: messenger RNA, 6848 nt
Organism: Centropristis striata (black sea bass)
Lineage: Eukaryota; Metazoa; Chordata; Actinopteri; Perciformes; Serranidae
Gene: spag17
Product: sperm associated antigen 17
Exons: 49
Coding region: 168-6701 (2177 amino acids)
Biological process (GO): axonemal central apparatus assembly; epithelial cilium movement involved in extracellular fluid movement
Cellular component (GO): axonemal central apparatus
Source: RefSeq, a predicted model, not a curated record
AACAGUUGUCAGGGGCAACACAAGCACCAGACGACGUUGGCAGGCAACGUUAACUCGCCGUUUUAUUUUAUUUUUAUAAAAACGCUAGCUUAAUUCCAUAUUUUGUCUGAUACGUUUAGGACUGUUUCUAUGUUGUAUUAAAUGUAGAUUAUUGUCACUGAGUGGAAAUGCCACCAAAAGCUGCUAAAAGGGGUUCAGCUAAAAAGCCUGCUGCGUCUGGAGCAGCAAGUGUCAACAAGAACUGGGAGGCUGGUCUCGCCAAAGCACAGUUUGAAGAGGAGUCAUGGCAAACUUGUGUGUCUUUGGUGGUUGGGAGAAGUCCAGAGGAAGACAGACUGACCCAUGCUAUGUCUUUAGCCGUACAGAAACCACUACGCAAACUUUUCAACCUCUUGACCUUGGACAGCACUCUUGCUAAGAUCCAUGAAUUAGGAAAUCCUAAAGCAAAAAGGCCUGAUGACAUUCCCAUGUUCUAUGAGGUUACAGAGCAUGCUAAGGUUCUGCUGGAUGCAGGACAGGAGAUACCUUGUGACCUGAUGGCAAAAAUACUCAAGUUCCAGCUGCUACAGAUCAAAGCCAACGAUCAGCAGAGGAGGGAAGCCGAGCAGGCUGAGGAGAAGAAGGCAAAGGCUGGUCCUCCAUCUGCCAGCAAGGAAAAAGGAGGGGCCAAGGUCUCUGAUAAAAAGGGAAAGAGUCCACCCUCACCUGUAUUACCUUCCAAAGAGAAGACCAAGCUCAAACGCAGGGAUGAUGUUGAGCCACCAAAGUUCUUAGAUGACGAACCACAGGAUGGUCCUCAACACUACAUCCUGCUGCUGGGCUUCUACCAGCCCCACCUCAUUGGGGCACUUGAUGCUAUAGGUGUACAUGUAGCAAAUGUCAUUAAAUUGUGUUCCGAGGACACACAAACUUCUGAGGGACCGCAGGGUCAACACGCAUGUGAGGGCGGCAGUGAGCAGAGACCAGUUUUGGAUGGAGAAGCAGAGGAUCAUGGUAGUAUAGAGCUUGCUGCGCAGGCCAGUAAGUUGGAUCUAUUCUGGUCAGGUCUGAGACCAGUUUUGGACAGCGGGCCACCACAUUCAAAGCUCCAUGAUGUGGUUCAGCUCAGCUGCACUAUCCCAGAUCUCUUACCUCCCUUCCACAUACAAGAACCUGAGGCUGAGCUGGAGAUAGGAAGCAGAAUCUUUGAGUGUGUGGCCAAUCUCAUGUAUGACUGUCUGGACUGGCGCAGGCAACAUCAGCACUAUCUAAACAGCAUCAAACUCAUCAGUGUACCUACUGCUGUGUUGGAUACUGAGCCUACAGAGGCUGUACCGACGCCUCUACCCAUAACUCCACGUUCAAAGAAGAAAUUGGUGCGAGAGGAAAGCCAACAAGAUCAAGAGACCGAGCAGCCUCCUCACUUUACAGAUGUUGAUAUGCGUUACUAUAGCAACCUACUUGACCUGGUUCCCCCUGAAGCCUGCUCUGUACCUCUAAUCAUGCACUGUAUGCUGGAACAGGUCUGUGUGCAUACUGUGCAGUCCACAGUGUCCCGUGAGGCUGAGGAACCCAAACCUCACAGUGGUCCUGGGUUAGACUAUCAGCUGCUCAGCUUCAUGCUCCAAAGCUUCCUGCCUCUGGUGCACACCGAAGAAGAGAAAAGCCACAUGUUAAAUUACUUGCUGACUACAGCACAGAAUGAAGAAGACAAGAAGAGGCUCUUGGAAAACUUUGGAGCUGAAGAGAUGCAAAAGAAGUCUGAGCACCCUCUGGUUAUCAGGCAUCAUAACGAGAGGGCUCUGCGCUUGAUGGACACCAGUGUGGUUCAGGGUUUUGAUCCUGCCAAGGUGGAGUUGUCAAUGCUGAAGCUGUCUCCAGUGUGGAAGCUGAUCCACUCUGUGGCUCAGCAGAUGAACAGUAACUCCUGCUGGAUGGCAAUCAAACAGCAGCUACAACACUACUGCACAGAUGAUGCUGUGUCAUGGAUGGAGGUGGAGCGUUUGAUUCAUCAGAGUGUAUUUGAGAGUAUGCCACUGACCAGGCUGGACCAAAAGGGUGUACUACUUAAUGUUCCUGGACCACUGGGACCAAUGGAACUAACAGAGCAGCAGGCAUCCAUAAUAAUCCCUUGGGACAACCCACUAUCUUUCGCUAAACAGCAGCUUAUUAAGCUACAGAAUAAAGGUCCAGCAUUUCUCACUGAAAACCCUGGUAACACAGAGCAGAUCAGUGGGAGAGUGUGUAGUCAGCUGGACUUAUCUGACAUUCAGAGCUUGAGGCUGAGAUCUCUGUUUGACUGGCACUAUGCUGAACAUCACAGUGCCUCUAUCUUCCCACAGGUGCUUCAGUUGGCCUCGGAAGAAUACCGCUGCCUGGACACCUUCAGAGGAAGUCACAACAACACACUGUACAUAUUUUGUCACAAUCCAAUGAGCCCUUCUCGUCAGUGCAAGGAGUUCUGGGAUGUGGCCCUUCACACUGAUGUCAAAUUCAGGAAGUACCUGGAGUAUGUGGCAGAUAACAUUUCAGACUGGACAAAAGCAGAAGAAUUAAAGAGAGAGGCAGUGAAACUCAGAAAUGUCAGCCCUUUGGAGUCUCAGAAAGAUGAAAAUGCUACAGAUUCUGCAGAGGAGGAAGACACUCUGGAACCAGUCAUCAGAAAAGGCUCCCUUAAAGCAUGGAAGUUGGAACAGGAGCAGCUAAAGGACGAGGAGAUGGCCAAGAAUUCAAAGAAGGAGAAUGCACCAAAAGGAAAGCAGCCAUUAGAGGAAGCGAAGUCAACGGACAGCAAGAAAAGUAAAACUUUGUCUAGUGGCAAGAAGAGCAGAGCAGAGACAGCAGGCAGCUCAGCCAAGACUCCCACAGAGUCCAUCACUACCACAGCACCCCCUGUUGAGGACAACAAAGAACUGCAUCUGACAGAGGAGCCAUUCAAUGGCUUCACAGGAUACAGCAUGGAUGGAAAGCUGAUUCAUGUGUCAGGUCAGCUCCAAUACCUCUUCCCCUCAGAUGGAGGACAUAUCAUUGUGGAGAGUAUCAGCUAUGUUGAAGGCUCCAGCCUAAUGAAAGUGGCUGUAAAGAAGGAUGGUCAUCAGUUCUACACACACAUCAACCAAGUUGUUGUUGAUCCAGCAACACCUGCCUCUCAGCCCCAUGACAAAGAAACCAAUGGCAGAAAAGAAGAUUUUAAAGAGACUGUGGAAAUGAAAAGAAUGAAACAGGGCUCCCUUUCAGCAGUGUUAGACAAUGGAAUCUACCUCUCAUACAGUGUCUAUGGCCCCACAGGAGAAUACAGAGUGAAUCCCGAGGAAAUGGAGCAAAGGGCCCCAGAGACCUCCACUGGUGUCCCCAUCCCUCUCUCCUCCUCCACCCACCGUUCCAAGGGGACAGACCUGGAUUCAGUUGCCUCCAAAACACACAGCCCAGCCAGCCACACGACUCCCCCAGAGACCCAGUCAAAGGUGUGUAAAGGCCAGCCUGCAUUGCCAUCAAGUCCAUUCAACAGUCUCAACCUGUCGGUUCCUAAUGGCCUGCUGCUGCAAUUUCUGCGAGAGGAUACACAAGGAGUGUCGUCGGAAGAGCAGGGCAUGUUAGUGAAACAGAGCUUUCCUCUUCACGGUAGGGAAGUUGUAGGGCAGCUUCCGGACCCUUCCCUCUCCAAAGAACUGUCUCGCAUUGUCACCAGCCAGGGAGCUGUGAUCCGAUACAUGAGAGACGGGUCCACAGAGGUUCUGUUUGCAGAUGGCUCAGUCAGCUUCAGCCAGGAUUCUGGUCCGGUGUGGGUUCCUGACUCUGAAGUUGAGGACGAAAACAUCUCUCAAGAAAAUGAGGACAUUAAGAAAGAGCAGAGCUCAGAGAAGGAGGCUGAUGCUCAAAGAGGGUGUUGGUUAACUACCACUCCUUCUGGAGCGCGCAUCCACACUGUGGGGACCACACACAAACACAUACCCAUCGAGCCCAUUCUCGCUUUCAAGGCUACGGACCCCAUUACCCAUGAGGUGAUGCUGAGUCGGGAGGAUCUGGUGGUUUCUGUUCAGAACCCAGACAGAUCUUUAAGUGUAGAACAUGCGGAUGGAACCAGGAUCACCAGUCUCAACCAAGAGAGACCACCAAGCACACCACAACAUAUACUGCUGCACACAGGGGAGCAGCCUGAGAGUGUGACCCUUAAAUCAACUUCUGAAUGUGCAUGCGGCUGCAUCGAGUGUGUGUGUGUCACUCGCUGUGCAGACAGCAUUUAUGACAAUAUGCACAUCCAGGAUAAGUGUGACAAUGGAGGGGAGAUUAGCGGGGACAGUGCAGGGAAAGCAUGUGACAAUGAGGGUGCUGGACAUGCUCGUACAGAGCUGAUUGAGCAUGUGUGCCAUGAAAGAGAAAGUAGUGUGUCUAGGAAUGGUGAUGAGAGUGUAUUUGCAGACGAUACUGUGUCUGAGAAUGGUAAGAGGAGUGCAUGUGACAGCGAUAAGAGGAGUGUGUCUACAAAGGAGCGGGUGGUGUUGGUGGAGAAAGAAGGCUGUGCCACGGUGGUAAUGUACCCAGAGCGACACAUGGCUCACGUCUUCUUAGGAGAUGGAACUGUCAUCACUGGAAGCAAUCAAGGAGCCUAUCAGGUGUUCCCAUCCAGUCUAGGACUCCUACAGAUCCAAAGCGAUGGGAAAUGUCUGUAUUCAUCCGACCCACUUGUAACUCCCAGUCCAAAGGGUGGAACUCCCACAAACCAGCCAGGAAGCUACACCAUGAGUCAUACAGGCAAAGUGGCCUGUGACAUUACAGACCCUGAUGGGAACCACUUCCAGGUGAUGGAAGAUGGACAGUUAUCAGUGUUGAACUGUAGCCCUGCACCAAGCACACUUAAACACUAUGAGGAGGACCUGGAGGAGGAGGACAGAGAAAUGGCCAGGAUUCAUUUAAAACACAGAGAACAUUGUCCCAGACUGUUUCUCGUGCAUGAAGAUGGCUCUGGUACUGAACUACUGAGUGCUCAAACCGCAGAGGAACUGCUCUACCAGGCGUACUCUGACCCUACCAUAGCACUGCUUAAGGAACCACUGCCAGACACACAAGAUGAGUUUGGCAUUACCAUCCUAAAGCCCAGCCACCAGAGCGUGUGGUCCCAGUGGUUGCUGGGUAAACAGAAUCCUGACAUCACCCCUCCCAACCUCAGAAACCGUAGCUGGCAGGACUUCCCCAGAACAGAGAAGAAGAGCCCAGGUCCUCCAUUAGGUACUGAUAUGGGACGAGGUUUGACUCUGAGAGAGAGUUCUGGUGGUUCUGCAACACAGCAUCAACCUGUCAGGAGCUGCCCUAAAGUCCUGGAGUUGAGGGAGCUGCACCAGCACCGACCAUUCACCACACCACUUAAAAAUACUGUAGACACACGACUGAAGGAGUACAUCGAGAGUUUGAUGGAGAGGGAGCAGCGAUCAGAGGAGAUCAAAGUCAAAGACCCUCGCACUGAGGAGGAGAGUGUUCAUGCCAGUGAUCUGCUCAAUCUAGUCCUGUCUUUUGCAGAAGAAGAGGAUACAACUCACACGUCUGACAAGAGGACUUCCGUGGAGAUAGCAAGUCUGUACAGUCAAGGAGUUGGAGCCCCAAUAGAGCAGUCAGAUGUUUCAGAAGACACCGCCACAGCAGCUAGUGACAGUUUUACGCAUGGAAAGGAAUCCAAAUGGACUGAAAGACUUGCACAGUACAGACAGGAGAUGUGUGAGGAGCAGGCGUACAGAGAGGCUCUGAGGAAGAAGAACAUCGUUCCUUUCUUCCACCCAGAAAAUAUUGUAUUAUACCAGGAUCUGCUGCGGCACCAAACACCAGACAUGAGGAGGCUAUCCAUGGAUCUUCCUCCGAUCCCUAAGUCAGACAAUCCUGACGCCUUCUUGAAAGAUGCCCCCCAAGAGAACACACCAAGACCCUUAAACCCAACACCUCCUCAGUCUACAAGUCAUGCAGGAGGAAGUGACCAGAUGCCUGAAAAAAGACCCACAAACCCCACGCCCAAGACUGCUGGUGACAGCAGUCUGAGAGGUUCAUCUGGGCAAUGUAAGUCAGUUCAAGUGGAUGUGACUGGGAAGCUCAGGCGAACUAAAGUCAGACUACCAACCUCUAUCCUCAGUUCUAAACCUCGAAGCGUACCAAAUCAGCAGUUCCUGUCAGUGGAAGAGCCUGUUAGGAGAAAGUGUCGAACUAUUUCUCUGACUGAUCCAAAUGUCAUAGCGAGGGGAUUCCAGCUGCUCCCGUCCAGUGUUGACUUUGGCACGCUGCAGGAGGGCACCUCCUCUGCCAUUACUGUCAUGAUGAAGAACGUGGGUGUCGACACCUGCAGGUUCCAUGUGAAACAGCCUCCUCCUGCUAAAGGCCUCCGGGUCAUCUACAAUCCUGGACCUGUGGCUGCAGGUUUGCAUGUUGAACUGCAGGUUCAGCUGUUUGCCAUGUGUGCAGUCCAACCAGGAGAGGUAGAGCUAAAGAAGUACAUCUGCCAGGAUAUCAUCAUCCACACUGAGACAGACAUCCUCUACCUGCCUGUCACUGCCACCAUCCUUCCUGAGAGGUUAUAUAACAUUUGGCUCAUGGACCACAACAAGAAAGGCUCCAGGGUCCGUCAACUGUCUUCCAGUCUACCAGUUGGACGGCAGGCCGUGCAGCCCCACAGAGGACCCGGUGCUCUUUUGACCGGUCCUUCAUCAGACACUGGACGCCUUAAUCACACCAACCCUUUGUGAGGAAUACACAUCACCAAUCUCCUAUAAGAUUCACUUCAUUCAAGCCCUCAUCCUAUUAUCAUCCUGUCACACUUCUCUCUUUUAGUCCACAACAUAUGAAAUAUAUUAAUGGAUUUGUAUUCUCUGCUCCAAAUAAAAUUGUUAUCA